Messenger RNA from Coregonus sp. 'balchen', 16149 nucleotides. The record is from the annotation of a GenBank genome assembly. Lineage: Eukaryota; Metazoa; Chordata; Actinopteri; Salmoniformes; Salmonidae.
AUGGUUCUACAAAGGAUAUUCCGGGCGGUUAUCGUGGGACCUCCGGGCUCGGGGAAAGGCACUGUGUCGGGGCGCAUAGUAAAACGUUUCGGAUUAAUGCACCUUUCAAGUGGGGACCUUUUGAGGGCCAACAUGAAAGCCAAGACAGGUAAGAUUAGAUCAGGGUGCAGUUCUAAACCUCUCCACAUACGCAGAUAACGGAAAUGGCUGCUAUGGCUGAUGAUGAAAUUCUGCAGAAUUUGAAGUAAUGCAUAAUGCCUUAGAUAGUUUCCUCGAUGUAGUCAGAUUGAUCCAAUUUGUUUGUGUUAGGUCUUUCUCAUGCAUGACCGCAGCAGUUGUCACAUUAGAUAGGAUAUAUGUUGCUAUCACGUUCUUAAGUUUGUGUGAUUGGCUAUUAUAGGGUUACUUUCAAGAACCCUAAUCAAUAAUCAUUCAUAAAUCAAAAUGAAUAUGAAUAUAUGGUUUAAAUCGGCAAUCAAUAGUAGAAACAAUAACAAAGCGUUUUAUCGCCCCUGUUUCAGUAAAAAGCUGAGGGAUUGGGGCUGGAGAAUUUUAACCAAGAGCUGUGGAUGCAGCUAGCCUUUUGGGGGCCCUAAGGCGAAUAAUUGUUUUGUUUGUUUUAAAGUAAGGUUCCUGCAAUUCUACACAUUUUGCCAUGGGGGUAGAGACAAUGUUGGAGUUUUCUGCAUUUUGGCAUGGGGCAGAGAGACAUUUGAGCAGUUUAAAGCUAUUUUUCUGAAAUUCUACACAUUUUGCCAUGGGGGUAGAGACAAUGUUUGAGUUUUCUGCAUUUUGGCAUGGGGCGGAGAGAAAUUUGAGCAGUUUAAAGCUAUUUUUCUGAAAUUCUACACAUUUUGCCAUGACUUAUGCCAUGUUAAUAUGAUAUCUGAGUGAAUGUGACAAUCAAUGGGGGCCCCCUGGAGGUCAGGCCCUGGGAACGUGCCCUUUUUUGUCACUGGCAAUACCCCAUAAUAUACAGAUACAGUAUAUACCCCAUAAUAUAUACCAUAUAAUGUAAAAAAUAAUGCCAAAAUGUCAAUGUCAAAGUGGAAUGAUGUCUUUUGAAAUUUGAAUGAAUUAAUACAAAAGGAAAAGCUGAAAUGUCUUGAGUCAAUAAGUAUUCAACCCCUUUGUUACGGCAAGCCUAAUUAAGUUCACAAUAGCCCAUAAUGUCAAAGUGGAAUUAUGUUUUCAAUUUUUUUAUGAAUUAAUUAAAAAUGAAAAGCUGAAAUGUCUUGAGUCAAUAAGUAUUCAACCCCUUUGUUAUGGAAGCCUAAAUAAGUUCAGGAGUAAACAUUUGCAUAACAAGUCUCAUAAUAAGUUACUCUGUGUGCAAUAAUAGUGUUUAACAGGAUUUUUGAAUGACUGCCUCAUCUCUGUACCCCACACAUACAAUUAUCUGUAAGGUCCCUCAGUCGAGCAGUGAACACAGAUUCAACCACAAAGACCAGGGAGGUUUUCCAAUGCCUCGCAAAGAAGUGCACUUAUUGGUAGAUGGGUAAGAAAAAAAUAAAGCAGACAUGGCGGUGGCUGCAUCAUGUUAUGGGUAUGCUUGUCACUAGGGAGGUUUUUAUGAUAAAAAGAAACAGAAUAGAGCUAAUCAGGCAAAAUCCUAGAGGAAAAGCUGGUUCAGUCUGCUUUCCAACAGACAAAUUCACCUUUCAGCAGGACAAUAACCUAAAACACAAGGCCAAAUAUACACUGGAGUUGCUUACCAAGACGACAUUGAAUGUUCCUGAGUGGCCUAGUUACAGUUUUGACCUAAAUCAGCUUGGAAAUCUAUGGCAAGACCUGAAAAUGUUUGUCUGGAAAUGAUCAACAACCAAUUUGACAGAGCUUGAAGAAUUUUGGAAAGAAUAAUGGGAAAAUGUUGCACAAUCCAGGUGUGGAAAGCUCUUAGAGACUUGCCCAGAAAGACUCACAGCUGUAAUUGCUGCUAAAGGUGAUUCUAACAUGUAUUGACUCAGGGGUUUGAAUGCUUAUCUAAUCAAGAUAUAUUAGUGUUUUAUUUGUAAUCUUUUUUUAACGAAUGUUAAACAUUUUCUUUCACAUUCAAGUAUUUUGUGUAGAUUGUUGACAAAAAAUCACAAUUACAUCAAUUUGAAUCCCACUUUGUAACACAACAAAAUGUGGAAAAAGUCAAGGGGUGUGAAUACUUUCUAAAGACACUGUAUAUGGGUCUUUCUAUAAAUAAUGGGGCCAAUUUGUGACAUUGGGAUCAACAUUUCAAAAUGGUUUGAAACAAAAAUAGUAUUUUCAUGCAGUUCCACAUGUGAGAAUAAUGUGGAUAUUGUUUUGCCUGACUAAAUAGAUUGUGUGCAUGCAUGGCGAUUUUUCUGUAGGCUAUGUGGCCGACUCAGCCAUAAAUAGUGAUAGCAUUAAUCUCACCGUUUGAAUCUCACCAUUGCUGUUUUUGUAAUGAGAAAGUGACCAAAAACCAGGUUCCUUUUUUAAUGGAAUGAUUUUUUUAAAGCCAAGUUGAAGCCAACAUUAGAUGUUGUCGUCCUCAUAAUAACCGCACAUGGAUUUACCGCAACAGAGUAGUGCAACACCCUUCAAUUAAGCGUCGGGACACAAACGAAAGUGGCCAAAUCACUUACAAAAACGGAUCAAAAAUGUAAUCGCGGAUCAUUAUAAGGGAGCAGGAGAACUUAUACAUUGGCUACAAUAAUUACAAUAACUUUUCAAGCACCAAAUUGAGGAAAUGUCUGAUUUUCAAGGUAGGCCUAUUCCAGUACUUGAAUUUUUGAGCUCCAAAUUCAAGUUCAAGUAGGCUACUUCAAGCCCCUUGUGUUGUUUAAAAUUGCAGGUCUAACAUGGAAAACAAAAUGUAUUUGUCAUGUUAUUUCAUUACCAGAUCAUAUUGUGAAUAAGCCCACUAGGCUAUGUAAUUUGUUGUCAUAAUAUCCAGAAUAGUUAAUAGGAAUAGCGCUGGGUGUUGCGCAGUAGUCUUUCCUACACAAUUGUGCACAGUAGACUCUGUGUCCAAUCUGAAGCACAAAAACAUAUGAAAACAUGAACUCAUUACCUUGAUGCUUUCUCUGUUAAAUCUUACAAGACCCUGCUGUAAAUCAAGCAGACAAUAACAGAUGAUCAACAUCAAUUCGCUAGGGAUAUUGUGCAUUGAAGUCCACAAGCGAAGGGAAAAGGUGAGAGGAGGAGAGCGCAUAGACGUGAGAAGGAAUACAACUUGGCUGCUAUGAAAGUGAACUGUGUUUACGCGUGAUCAGGGGUGUAUUCAUUCCGCCAAUUCUGUUGAAAAACAUUUCUUUAAUGGAAGCAAACGGAACAAAACGGAUAAUAAUUGUUGAAAUAAUAAGCUUCACUGUGCAGUUGUUUCGGAGUGCCUACAGAAAAAAGUGAGCGCAGAUUCGUUCAAUCCAAAGUCUACAUGUAAAGAAUAUUAAAGAAUGCAUCAGUGAUUUGUAUUUCUUGCAACUUUCUGAAGACUUAAUGGCAUGGGAAAGCCUGUGUCUACCACUUUGUGUAGCCAGUUAGCGAUGCCAAAACAGUCAUUUCUAAAGGCUUUCCCAUAAAACUUUCCAAAUUAAAUGUUAACUGCAAAGUAGGCUUACCUGGCAGAAUGAUAUGAUAUCAUGAUUUGUAUUAAUCAGGUGGUCUUUUGUUUUGCAAACUCUGCUAUUGCGCAUGCAGUACAGAAACACCGCCAGCCAAACACCAGUCUAUUGAAGUGUGCAAGCGAAAAUAAAGAGCAACUAUACCCUCCAAAUAUAUAUAUAUAUAUUUUUUUCCAAACCUCAAAAGUGGUCUCCUGAUGUGGUUUAAGCAUUUUUGUGGACUUAGAACAUCAAUUUGUUUAGUUUUUCUAUUUAAAAAAGUGUGAUUUUGAGAGUGAAACCCUGAAAAACACUAGGGGAAAUCAGAAACCUGGAAAAACAAAACAGAAAACUAUUUUUUUGUAGGUUUUGGUGUUAUUAUGGCGAAUAAAUGUAUUGGUUGGUAAGAAUUCUGAGUGGCUGGUAGAUUUUUUCAUCUACCUGGGACAGUGGCUGCUGGACCAAAAAGUUAGUUUUUAUGGCCAUGUCCAUAAACCAAACAUUUGUUUACACCUUGUUCAGUCAUGCUACCUCAUUAGCUAGCUAUCUAAACAUUUGUUUAUACCUUGUUCAGUCAUACUACCUCAUUAGCUAGCUAUCUAAACAUUUGUUUACACCUUGUUCAGUCAUGCUACCUCAUUAGCUAGUUAUCUAAACAUUUGUUUACACCUUAUUCAGUCAUGCUACCUCAUUAGCUAGCUAUCUAAACAUUUGGGGGCACAGAAAGAAAGGAAAAGGGAUAGCUUCUUUAGAAGAUCAAUGAUCAUAGCAAUUAAUUAAUGACUUAUCUCUUGCAUGUCCUCACUCACAUAUUUGAGACAGUGUAGAUUUUUCAAUGUAAUGCAGCUCAAUAGGUAGUGCUUUUACACAAUGUAGAAACCACCUAAUAUUCCACAAAUUACUUUCAAUGACAGGUUGUAUUUACAGGUUUAAAUAUUAGUUUCUAGAGCACAACCAGGCCCCCAGUGUCCGGUCUGGAGUGUAAAGUCAUGAGCUCUGCUAAUCGGCUACUGCGUAGCAACCUAGUGGUCCACGAGCCCUGGUCUGCCCUAGAAAGCCUAUGUUUUGGCCUCUAAAAUGUGUUUGCUAUGAUCAGGUUUGAUUCCAACUAUUAAUUAUUUUAAAGUUUGCUACAAAUCUAGAUAUUUAAUAAAAUAGUGAUCUAUUCUGACUACUACAUUUGUCGUCACACAGGACCACGUGCUGACACAGACCAAUCACGGGCCAGCAGGCUAGGAGGAGGCUCCCGGUUGACUCUCUCAGGCAGGAUGAAAACGACUACAUCGACCAUGAUCCUUUGCUAGUUACGGCCACAUUCACCAUGAUCCUUUGCUAGUUACGGCCACUUUCACCAUGAUCCUUUGCGAUUUUUUUGUGCCAUUCAGCCCCUUUCAGCAAAAUGGCGCGCUUCAAAUUCAAACACUUCCGGCUUCAUGCACGAUCGGGAGUUUUCCAUAGGAAUAGGUGGAUGACAUGCCUAUGAUCACAACAUGUGCUUCAAAAGUAGCUAGAAUUAAUAUAGGCCCAAUAUGCUAUAUCUCAAUCAAUGAAAAAAUAUAUAUCUUCUGGUGCUCCUAGAUUUUAUGUUGUGCUCCUAGCUUUGUUAAAUUGGGCGCGCCAGUGCUACCAAUGUUUUUAUUUAUUUAGAGCCCUGGGUACGGCAGUUGAACUAAGCUAUUGAAGCAUUUAUACGUUAUAUUCUUCAAGAAUAUUGGGAAUAUAUCAUUAAUUUAUAAGUCCAAAAAUGAAUGUAGCAUCUGCCACUUUAAUAGUGAUGCAAUCAGAUUAUUUUGGAUGUAAGCACAAAAUGCAACAGACAUAGAGAGAGAAAGAGAAAAAAUAAAUAAAUUGUUAUCCACAAGAUUAUGCAAUGAAGCAUGCAAUGAAUGUCAUUAAAAAGUUCUGAGUUCUCACACUCCUACUAAAUUAUUAUGGUGUGGUGGUUGCUGAUCAUCUGACCCCUGGGGAGAAAGAUGCAGAUAAAAAGUUCUGCAAAGUUUUUCUAAUGACCCCUGGCCUAAACAUCUGGAUUUCCUGUCUAACUAGUUGUUGUUUUGUUGAAGUUGCUCUUGACAACUAUUACAGAGAUAGUAAAAGACCUAUACCUUGCAAAUAAAAUAAUCCCCCCUACAGUAGCCAAUAGUGUGUUUCUGGUCGGACUAUGAUAAGAGAAACAGUUCAGUCCAGUUCCACAAUCAUACUGGUAUCUUACUGCAGUUAGGUCGAGCCUAACUGGAGCCUGAAGAGGAGUGAUAAGACCCCCAUCACAUAUCAUUAAGUGGAAAGAAGAGUCAUUGUGACAAAGAACAGUUUUAGUUUGAAACAAUUCAUACACCUGUAUUUUACAUAGACCUACAGCUAAGGUAAACCUGUGCACAGGUAACCUGAUAUUUAAACAAGCUGCUACCUGAGCUUUCUACAGUGAAGGUCAUGUGGUUCUGUAUGUAACUGCAACAUGUUAUCACACUGCUCCAGCUCUUACCUUGGCUGAAGUCCCAUCAGAUAUGAGGACCAUCAUAAACUGAGGAGUAGCCUAUAGCGGACAACUGACUUCAAGGACUUAAUUCCCACUCUCCCUAGCUCCUUUUUAUUACAUUGGAAUGAUAUGAAGGACAUAAAAGGCAAUAGAGUUUUCUUUCAGAACACCACGUGAAAACAUGAUGAAAAGACUCAGUUUUAUUGCCCAUACCAUCUUCCACAAAUCUGUGAUCUAGUUAGCAGUUGAAUUGUAUAUUUUGUAAGUACACACAAGCACAGCAAGACAUGUGCCAAGUCCUCAAAGAAUGCCAAUAGUUCAAAGAAUGCAAGCCUGUAUUUCCAAAACACAUAUUUUCAGUGUGGAGUGUGCAGCCUCUGUGCUCUAGCCUGAGAUGAGCUCCACUGAGCACAGUAGGCAAUAUUAUCAUGCAUAUGGGUCCUGCUGCACCGUCUAUGGCCCUGCACAACCCCCUGCCCUGACUGUCAGGAAAUUCCUUUCUGCUGUUGGACAAAGACCAAUUAAGGGAAAGGCCGAGGGGGAAAUGUAUUCUGGCCUACAUAGGAAAUAAUCUACUAAAGUUUUUCAAAACUUAUUAGAAAUAUAUAGGUAACUGCCAAAAUAAAGGAAACACUUGAGUAAAUGAGGGAUACAACGUAUAUUGAAAGCAGGUGCUUCCACACCGGUGUGGUUCCUGAGUUAAUUAAGCAUCCCAUGGUUAGGGUCAUGUUUAAAAAUGCCCAGUUGCCCAUUAUUUUGGCUACCAUGGCUAGAAUAAGAUUUCAAUGACUUUGAAAAAGGGGUCUCAAAGGAGCAUAGGGGGUUUAAAGUGUGUGUGUCUCAGUCUCCAGAACCGAAUCCAAUUGAACACUUAUGGGAGAUUUUGGAGUGACGCCUGAGACAACGUUUACCACCACCAUUAACAAAACACCAAAUUAUGGAAUUUCUCGUGGAAGAAUGGUGUCGCAUCCCUCCAAUAGAGUUCCAGACACUUGUAGAGUCAAUGCCAAGGCGCAUUGAAGCUGUUCUGGCGUGCCCUAUUAAGACACUUUAUGUUGGUGUUUCCUUUAUUUUGGCAGUUACCUGUAGUUUCUUUGAGUACAGUACAUAUCGUAAUCAAUUGGAGUGAUUUUGUCUUUUCUCGACUUGGUAAAGACACAGGAUGUUUUUGUCCUUAAUGUACAUGUUAUGUUAUAUAUAGCUCUAUUCUGGACAAAAUAGGAUUUGGUAGAAUAUGUUCUUACUAGAGAAUACACAGGAAAGAUGACAUCUGAGCUGUGUGUUCCUGUGUCUCUUCUUCUGGCAGAGCUGGAAUGAAUACUGAACAAAAAUAUAAACACAACAUGUAAUGUGUUGGUCCCAUGUUUCAUGAGCUGAAAUAUAAGAUGCAGUUUUGUCACACAACUAAAUGCCACAGAUGUCUCAAGUUUUGAGUAAGCGUGCAAUUGGCAUGCUGACUGCAGGAAUGUCCACCAGAGCUGUUGCCAGAAUAUUGAAUGUUCAUUUCUCUACCAUUUCUCUUCAUUUUAGAGAAUUUGGCAGUACGUCCAACCGGCCUCACAAUCGCAGACCACGUGUAACCAUGCCAGCCCAGGACCGCCACAUCCGGCUUCUUCACCUGCGGGUGAUGAAUGAAACUGUGGGUUUGCACAUCCAAACAAUUUCAGCACAAACUGUCAGAAACCGUUUCAGGGAAGCUCAUUUGCAUGCUUGUCAUCCUCACCAGGGUCUUGACCUGACUGCAGUUCGGCAUCGUAACCGACUUCAUUGGGCAAAUACAGUGCAUUCGGAAAGUUUUCAGACCCCUCAACGUUUUCCACAUUUUGUUAUGUUACAGCCUUUUUCUAAAAUUGAUUAAAUUGUUUUUUUCCCCUCAUCAAUCUACACACAAUACCCCAUAAUGAGAAAGCAAAAACAGGUUUUAGAAAUGUUUGAGGAGUACACCAUAUCAGUCACUGGCUUCAUCAAUAAGUGCAUCGAUGACGUCAUCCCCACAGUGACCAUACGUACAUACCCCAACCAGAAGCCAUGGAUUACAGGCAACAUCCGCACUGAGCUAAAGGGUAGAGCUGCCGCUUUCAAGGAGCGGAACUCUAACCCGGACGCUUAUAAGAAAUCAUGCUCUGCCCUCUGACAAACCAUCAAACAGGCAAAGCUUCAAUACAGGACUAAGAUUGAAUCUUACUACACCGGCUCUGAUGCUCGUCGGAUGUGGCAGGGCUUGCAAACAAUUACAGACUACAAAGGGAACCACAGCUAUGAGCUGCCCAGUGACAUGAGCCUAUCAGACGAGCUAAAUCACUUCUAUGCUUGCUUCGAGGCAAGCAACACUGAGGCAUGCAUGAGACCAUCAGCUGUUCCGGACGACUGUGUGAUCACGCUCUCAGUAGCCGAUGUGAGUAAAACCUUUCAACAGGUCAACAUUCACAAGGCCGCAGGGCCAGACGGAUUACCAGGACGUGUACUCCAAGCAUGUGCUGACCAAUUGGCAAGUGUCUUCACUGACAUUUUCAACCUGUCCCUGACUGAGUCUGUAACAUGUUUCAAGUAGACUGCCAUAGUCCCUGUGCCCAAGAACACUAAGGUAACCUGCCUAAAUGACUACAGACCUGUAGCACUCACGUCUGUAGCCAUGAAGUGCUUUGAAAGGCUGGUCAUGGCUCACAUCAACACCACUAUUUCAGAAACCCUAGACCCACUCCAAUUUGCAUACCGCCCCAACAGAUCCACAGAUGAUGCAAUCUCUAUUGCACUCCACACUGCCCUUUCCCACCUGGACAAAAGGAACACCUACGUGAGAAUGCUGUUCAUUGACUACAGCUCAGCGUUCAAAACCAUAGUGCCCUCAAAGCUCAUCACUAAGCUAAGGACCCUGGGACUAAACACCUCCCUCUGCAACUGGAUCCUGGACUUCCUGACGGGCCUCCCCCAGGUGAUAAGGGUAGGUAACAACACAUCUGCCACGCUGAUCCUCAACACGGGGGCCCCUCAGGGGUGCGUGCUCAGUCCCCUCCUGUACUCCCUGUUCACCCAUGACUGCAUGGCCAGGCACGACACCAACACCAUCAUUAAGUUUUGCCGACGACACAACAGUGGUAGGCCUGAUCACUGACAACGAUGAGACAGCCUAUAGGGAGGAGGUCAGAUACCUGGCUGUGUGGUGCCAGGAUAACAACCUCUCCCUCAACGUGACCAAGACAAAAGAGAUGAUUGUGGACUACAGGAAAAAGAAGAGGACCAAGCACGCCCCCAUUCUCAUCGACGGGGCUUUAAUGGAGCAGGUUGAGAGCUUCAAGUUGUGUCCACAUCACCAACAAACUAUCAUGGUCCAAACACACCAAGACAGUCGUGAAGAGGGCACGACAAAGCCUAUUCCCCCUCAGGAGACCGAAAAGAUUUGGCAUGGGUCCUCAGAUCCUCAAAAAGGUCUACAGCUGCACCAUCGAGAGGAUCCUGACUGGUUACAUCCCUGCCUGGUAUGGCAACUGCUCGGCCUCCGACCGCAAGGCACUACAGAGGGUAGUGCGUACGGCGCAGUAUAUCACUGGGGCCAAGCUUCCUGCCAUCCACGACCUCUAUACCAGGCGGUGUCAGAGGAAGGCCCUAAAAAUUGUCAAAGACUUCAGCCACCCUAGUCAUAGACUUCUCUCUGCUACCCCACGGCAAGCGGUACCGGAGUGCCAAGUCUAUGUCCAAAAGGCUUCUUAACAGUUUCUACCCCCAAGCCAUAAGACUGCUGAACAGCUAAUCAAAUGGCUACCUGGACUAUUUGCAUUGACCCCCCCUCUUUUUAGCUGCUACUCGCUGUUUAUUAUCUAUGCAUAGUCACUUUACCCCUACCUACAUGUACAAAUUACCUCAACUAACCUGUACCCCCGCACAUUGACUCGGUACCGAGUCUAUAUAGCCUCGUUAUUACUUUUUAUUUUAUUUUUGACUUUAGUUUAUUUAGUAAAUAUUUUCUUUACUCUAUUUCUUGAACUGCAUUGUUGGUUAAGGGCUUGUAAGUAAGCAUUUCACGGUAAGGUCUACACCUGUUGUAUUCGGCGCAAGUGACAAAUACAAUUUCAUUUCAUUUGGGUUGGUGGUGGUGGUGGGGGGGUGGCUACGCAGACCAUGCGAGCAACUGCGGCCCCUCAUGAUGAGUUCAGAUUUUUUGUGGUCCCCGCCCUCAGUUGUAGAGCAUGAACCUGCAGGAGCGAGUCACUGCUUUGAUGUUUCCAUCAAAAGCUGUAAGCACCUACACAUUGAUGAAAUGUUGUCUUGUUUGGAGGCAGAGCUCAUUAAAAUAUUAGCCAUUGUGUAGAAUUAUACCCAAAUAUGCAAAGGAGGAUAUUACAUAUUUAUACCUUUGUGUACCUAUUUAGGAUACAUUACCAUGAAGAGAAUGACUUUCAUAUCCAUAAUUAUGAAUUUCUGUGUACUACAGAUCAGGGACAUAUGAUGAAAUUCCGUUACCGCAGACAUAAAAAAAAACUGAGGAAGAUUUUACUGAAAUUCUGUUACCAAACCUUGCAUCUGCACAGUUCUUCCAGAAAUGUAUUUUUGGAAAAUGUUCAGUGUAAAUUGUUAAAAGUAGUCCUUGUGUGAUGCGGGAUUUGAAGGAGUCAGGCGCAGGAGGGUAAAUCACAGUAUACAGAGUUUAUUCCGUAAUCCAGCGUAACCAGUCCAGUGCGCAAAACAGGUGCACGUGAACAAACAUGGCCGACAGGGAAAAUACCCCGGCAAUACAAAAUACUGAGCUCAACCGAGCUACUAAUCCUCACAAUGAACAAUCACCCACAAGGACAAGGGGGCAGAGGGAACACUUAAACACAUACUAAUGAGGGGGAUAUGAACCAGGUGUGUGUAAUAGACAAGACAAGACAAAUGGAAUGAUGAGAUAUGGAGUGGCAGUGGCUAGAAGGCCGGUGACGACGAAUGCCAAAGCCAGCCCGAACAAGGAGGGGAGGCAGCUUCGGAGGAAGUCGUGACAGUACCCCCGCCUUGACGCGCAGCUCCAGCAGCGCGCCGACCCCGGCCUUGGGGACGGCCAGGAGGACACGGAGCAGGGCGAGCCAGAUGGCAACGGUGGAAAUCCCGCAACAGGGAGGGAUCGAGAAUAUCCCUCACCGGGACCCAGCACCGUUCCUCCGGACCGUACCCCUCCCACUCCACGAGGUACUGAAGGCCCCCCAUCUGACGCCUCAAAUCCAGGAUGGAACGGACAGAGUACGCCGGGGCCCCCUCGAUGUCCAGAGGAGGCGGAGGGACCUCCCGCACCUCAGACUCCUGGAGCGGACCAGCCACCACCGGCCUGAGGAGAGACACAUGAAACGAGAGGUUAAUACGGUAAUCAUGGGGGAGUAAUAACCUAUAGGUAACCUCGUUGAUUCUCCUCAGGACUUUGAACAGCCCCACAAACCGCGGGCUCAGCUUCCGGCAGGGCAGGCGGAGGGGCAGAUUCCGGGUCGAGAGCCAGACCCGAUCACCCGGUACGAAGACCGGGGCCUCACUGUGGUGGCGGUCAGCGUUGGCCUUCUGACGACGCACGGAGCGUUGGAGGUGGACGUGGGCAGUGUCCCACGUUUCCUCCGCACGCCGAAACCAGUCAUCCACCACAGGAGCCUCGGUCUGGCUCUGGUGCCACGGUGCCAGAACUGGUUGCUCUGGUGCCAUGGUGCCAGAACCGGUUGGUAACGUAAAACACAUUGGAAUGGCGUUAGGUUAGUGGAGGAGUGAUGGAGAGAGUUCUGGGCAUAUUCGGCCCAUGGCAAGAACACCGACCACUCCCCCGGCCGGUCCUGGCAGUAGGACCGCAGGAACCUACCCACAUCCUGAUUUACCCGUUCCACCUGCCCAUUAGACUCGGGGUGGAAACCAGAGGUCAGGCUGACCGAGACCCCCAGACGUUCCAUGAAUGCCUUCCAGACCUUGGAUGUGAACUGGGGACCUCGGUCAGACACUAUAUCCUCUGGUACCCCGUAGUGCCGGAAGACGUGUGUAAACAGGGCCUCCGCAGUUUGCAGGGCCGUGGGGAGACCGGGCAGAGGAAGCAGGCAGCAGGCCUUGGAAAAGCGGUCCACAACGACCAGGAUGGUGGUGUUACCUUGGGAGAGGGGAAGAUCGGUAAGGAAAUCAACACUCAGGUGAGACCAUGGUCGUUGUGAAACUGGUAAAGGUUGUAACUUACCCGCUGGGAGGUGCCUAGGUGCCUUACUCUGGGCGCACACAGAGCAGGAGGAGACAUACACCCUCACGUCCUUAGCCAAGGUAGGCCACCAGUACUUUCCGGUCAGGCAGCGCACUGUACGACCGAUACCUGGGUGACCAGAGGAGGGUGACUUGUAUGCCCAGUAGAUCAGACGGUCACGGAUAAGAGCAGGCACGUACUGCAGCCCAGCUGGACACUGAGGUGGAGAUAGCUCUGUGCGUAACGCCUGCUCUAUAUCCGCGUCCAUCGCACAUACUACCGGCGCCACAAUGCAGGAGGCUGGGAGUAUGGGGUUGUUGUCUCUGGGCCUCUCCUCUGUGUCAUACAGCCGUGACAAUGCGUCUGCCUUCACGUUCUUCGUACCCGGGAUGUAUGAUAGUGUGAAAUCAAACCGGGUGAAGAAUAGGGCCCACCUGGCCUGGCGAGGAUUCAGCCUCCUCGCUGCCCGGAUGUACUCCAGGUUACGGUGGUCUGUCCAGACAAGGAAAGGGUGUUUCGCCCCUUCGAGCCAAUGCCUCCACAUGGUCAGGGCUCGGACAACAGCCAACAGCUCCCGAUCACCAACGUCGUAGUUCUGCUCCGCCGGGCUGAGCUUCUUAGAGAAGAAGGCACAGGGGCGGAGCUUGGGUGGCGUGCCCGAGCGUUGAGAUAGGACAGCGCUUAUCCCUACCUAGGACGCAUCCACCUCCACUACGAACGGUAGUGAUGGAUCGGGGUGGGCCAGUACCGGGGCUGAGGUGAACAGACCCCUCAGGUUACUGAAGGCCCUGUCAGCCUCAGCAGACCAGCGGAGCCGGGACGGCCCACCCUUCAACAGAGAUGUAAUGGGAGCUGCGACCUUGCUAAAGCCCCGGAUAAACCUCAGAUAGUAAUUGGCGAAGCCAAUAAAGCGCUGAACCUCCUUAACCGUGGUUGGAGUCUGCCAAUUACGCACGGCUGAAAUGCGAUCUCCCUCCAUCUCCACACCUGAGGUAUCCGAGGAAGGAGACGGACUGCUGGAAAAACAGACACUUUUCUGCCAUGGCAUAAAGGUUAUUUUCCAACAGUUGGGCCAGCACUCUGCGAACCAGGGACACAUGCUCGGCGCGCGUAGUGGAAUACACCAGAAUGUCAUCGAUGUAGACCACUAAACCGUGACUAAGCAUGUUCCGAAACACCUCGUUCACAAAGGACUGGAAGACGGAUGGAGCAUUCAUCAAACCGUACGGCAUCACCAGGUAUUCGGAAUGCCCCGUGGUUGUGCUGAAUGCUGUCUUCCACACAUCCCCCUCUCGGACACACACCAGGUGGUACGCACUCUGGAGAUCUAAUUUGGUGAAGAAGCGCGCCCCAUGCAUUGACUCGAUCACUGAAGGAAUGAGGGGGCGAGGAUAACUAAAUCGUAUCCUUGUUCAGUGAUAGAUAAUCAAUGCAAGGGCGCAGACUGACGUCUUUCUUCUUCACAAAAAAUAAACUUGAGGAGGCGGGUGAAGUGGAGGGACAUAUAAACCCCUGGCACAGGGACUCGGUGACGUAUGUUUCCAUAGCCUCCGUUUCAGCCUGUGACAGGGGAUACACAUGAAUCCUGGGAGGCACAGCGUCUACCCGGAAGUUUAUUGCGCAAUCCCCCGCCCGAUGAGGUGGUAACUUGGUCGCCUGCGUUUUGGAAAAUGUGUGCGCCAAAUCGAGGUAUUCGGGGGGGAUGCGCACAGUGGAGGUACUGUCUGGACUUUCCACCGUGGUUGCACCAACGGAAACACCGAGACACCUACCUUGACACUCUCGCGACCACCCCGUGAGAACCCUCUGCGGCCAUGAGAAUGUGGGGUUGUGGCGUGCUAACCAAGGGAUACCUAGUACCACAGGGAAAGCAGGAGACUCAAUAAUGAAAAAACGUGACUUGCUCGCAAUGAGUCUCGUGGGUAACCAUGGUGAUUGGUGCGGUAACUUCCCUAAUAUACCCAGACCCUAAUGGUCGACUGUCAAGUGCUCUGAUGGGGAGUGGAAUGGAUAGGGGAUCCAUUAAAUGCCUAGACUGUGUGAGAAUGCCCUGUCCAUAAAGUUCCCAGCUGUGCCUGAAUUGACUAGCGCCUUACACUGGGGAACUACAAUGUGAUCAGGAAAGUGGAUGGGUAGGGUACAGUGCACAGCAGAGGGCUCUGAACAAGUGUGGGUGAUCGAUACCUGGGGUGAUGUGAGAGUGCCCUGCCUGCCACCUCUAGACCCAAAAGAACGCUGAUGACAUCGUGCGGUGUAAUGUCCCUUCGUGCCACCAGAGUGACACUGGCGCUGUCGUCCUCCGCUCUCUCGGAUCACGGCUCCACCCAGCUCCAUCAGCUCGUGAUCCGAGUCGGCCGGGGUUGGAACGGGCAGAUCCCCUCCAGGACGUCCUCUGGCCGCCAGCAGGUUGUCCAAACGGAUGCCCAUGUCCACCAGUUGCAUGAAGGACAACAUGGUGUCCCGGCAGGCUAGCUCCCUUCGGACGUCCUCCCGCAGAUGGCCCCGGAAGUGGUCGAUAAGGGCCCGCUCGUUCCACCCGGACCCAGUUGCUAGAGUCCACAACUCCAAGGCGAAGUCCUGCGCAGUCCUCGUCCCCUGCCUCAGGUGGACCAGCCGCUCGCCCGCCUCUCGACCUUCGGGUGGGUGAAGACAGCCCGAAAGAGGCGAGCGAACUCCCCGUAGUUGUCCAAUGAGGCUCCUCCUUUGUUCCAGACCGCGUUGGCCCAUUCCAGGGCUUUCCCCGAGAGGCAGGAGACGAGGGCGGACACCUUCUCCCGCUCCAAUGUGGCCGGGCUGAUGCUGGAGAAGUAGAGCUCCAAUUGGAGGAGGAAUCCCUGGCAGAGAGCAGCUGUCCCGUCGAACUCCCGUGGUCGGGAUAUAUGGAUCCCUCUGGGUGCUGGGGUGUGGGUGGCUGGAUCCAGUUGCCCAGCUGGUCUCGACAGAUCGGGUCCUCUCCUCUCCAGGCGUUGGACGACCUGGAGAACCCGAUCCAUCGCUUCUCCCAAGCUGGCUAGCAUUGUUGAAUGCUCCUGGACCCGUGCCACGACUCCAGGCAUGCGCUCCUCUCCCGCUGACUCCAUAGUGGGUGGGUGAUUCUGUGAUACGUGAUUUGAAGGAGUCAGGAACAGGAGGGUAAAUCACAGUAUACAGAGUUUAUUCCGGAAUCCAGCGUAACCAGUCCAGUGCGCAAAACAGGCGCACUGGAACAAACAUGCACACAGGGAAAAUACCCCGGCAAUACAAAAUACUGAGCUCAACCGAGCUACUAAUCCUCACAAUGAACAAUCACCCACAAGGACAAGGGGGCAGAGGGAACACUUAAACACGUACUAAUGAGGGGAAUAUGAACCAGGUGUGUGUAAUUGACAAGACAAGACAAAUGGAAUGAUGAGAUAUGGAGCGGCAGUGGCUAGAAGGCCGUUGACGACGAACGCCGAAGCCAGCCCGAACAAGGAGGGGAGGCAGCUUCGGAGGAAGUCGUAACACCUUGUGCAUAGAGUUAGACUAUGGUUUGUUAAACUUUGAAAUCAAUGGUUUUUGUUUGGCAUACAUUUUAAGUGAAAAAUCUGAGUCUCGUCGCAAUUCCGUUAGUGUGGAAUUGCCCAUGACAGCUUUCUGUUUUAUCCUUGCAGAAUUGGGUCUUCUGAGAUAAUAAAUUGUAAAGAUGACAGCUCUGAUCCUUGUGUUUUUCUGUCUCCUCUCCGGACUCCUGCAGAGCUGGGUCUUCUGAUGAAGUGCAUAAUGUGUAUAUGUUUAAAUAGUAAAGAUCACGGCUCUGUGCUUUAUCUUCCACUGUGUCUCCUCUCCUUGCAGAGCUGGGUCUUCUGAUGAAGUCAUGCAUCGACCAGGGUCAGCUGGUACCUGAUGAUGUCAUCUCCCGUCUCAUCCUGACAGAGAUGAGGAACAUAGACCAGAGCAGCUGGCUGCUGGAUGGUAAGCAGUAA